UUGGUACAGUGUCAGUGGGUAUACCAGAGCACGUAUAAAAGAAUAUAGAUUAAGUAGGCCUAAUAUAGAUUGACAAUUUGCAAUUGAUAAGUUUGCUCUGGCUUAUGCAGGAUUGAAGCUUAAUUCUGACUGACUUGAUGCAAUGGAGGCAAUAUUAAAUUAUGAACGCAAGGAGGAGGACGAUCUCUAUAAUCUACUGGGGUGUGAUGAACGAUCAACGACGGAGCAGAUUUCCGCGGAGUACAGGGCGAGGGUGCUGGACUGCCACCCCGAUAAGAACCAGGACGACCCCAAGGCUGCGGAGACGUUUCGGCGGCUGCAGCGAGCGAGGGACGUUCUUACCGACGCAAAGUUGCGCGCCAGCUACGACAGGUGGCGCCUCAGCGGCAUCGCGAUUCCCUACGAGCGGUGGAUGGCGAUGUCUGGGUCCGUGCACGCGUCCAUGCACUGGGCGACGAGGACGAAAAAAGAUGCUGCCAUCGAGUCAGCAGGCAGCAGCGACGCAGCCUCGCACGCAGCGGAGCAAGUGCCAGCAGGGGGCGUCACUGCUGCCGGGCAGCGCCUACCCGCCGGCUCUCUCUCGGGAGUGACUUCAGUCGACGUUGUAAACGUGAGAUGGGAGCGGGCAUCGGCUCACAAUUCAAUGUUGAGCAAGUUUCGCAAUUAUGAGAUAUAGGUUUGUAACAACCUGUUGCUUGAAUGAAUGUAUGCGAAGGCAGCUAUGAUAGAUGUCUAUUCAUUUCUCAGGUUGAAAACGAUGGUUUCUAGCAUUCCUGUAUCAUGUGCUAUGAGGGUAGUAUUGUGAACAUAUAUGUAUAUUGGAAAUUUAUUAUCGAUAUACGAUAUACACGGAUUGAUGGUUGUAUGAAUGGGGUUGAUUGAUACUUACCUAUGGUAAUAAGAUUUUGAAAAAAUGUAAUAUUACUUCAGAUGGCAGCUAUUGUGCAGAGUUGGAGUGUAUAUUGUGCAACACUUACAGAGAUGCUUUAUUUUAUAUUUUAUUUCUAUUUUGUGCAGGCAACAGAUGGCAGCACAGUGUUGUUUUUAUUCUGUGUAUAAUAAAAUUAACACAUUACUGGAUACUACUACUAGUAGCAAAUAGUGAGAUGCCAUGUGAGGAAAAAAACUUGCAAUUACCAGAACGUUAUUCUAAGUUUUACACAAAGUUAUACUGUCAAAGUAUAAGUCAAAAUGUGUUGAAUUAUUAAAUAUAUAUAUAUAAUUUUUCGCUACAUAUAUGUAUGGGGCAGAAUACUAAUUGACAUUUUUCGUUAAGUGU
Molecule: messenger RNA, 1279 nt
Organism: Priapulus caudatus
Lineage: Eukaryota; Metazoa; Priapulida; Priapulimorpha; Priapulimorphida; Priapulidae
Product: dnaJ homolog subfamily C member 12-like
Exons: 5
Coding region: 143-676 (177 amino acids)
Cellular component (GO): cytoplasm
Source: RefSeq, a predicted model, not a curated record